Molecule: messenger RNA, 626 nt
Organism: Mesorhabditis spiculigera
Lineage: Eukaryota; Metazoa; Nematoda; Chromadorea; Rhabditida; Rhabditidae
Source: the annotation of a GenBank genome assembly
AUGCUACUCUUGCCGUUAUUGGCCGUAUUUAUCGGAAUAGCCUCUUCUAGCCUUAUUCCGGAUCAGAUAAUCCCCGCUCUAACCAUCAAAGAAGAGCCAACAGUGUCGUUAAAUAAAACCCAACCACAGCCUGGGAACGCGAUUAUCGGGGGUGGCGCGGCAAGAGAGGGUCAAUUCCCGUGGCAAGUCAUGUUCCGAGUACCAGUGCCGAAGGAACCGGAACAUCUGUGUGGCGGGAGUAUCAUUGGUGAUAAAUGGAUCCUCACCGCGGCCCAUUGCAACAUGGCUGCCGGCACGGAAAUGACGUACGGCACGUUGCUGUCGGAAAAAGGCGCCGCCAAUGCACUAACGGCACAGGUCGAAGCAUUCAUCCAGCAUCCAUUAUUCGGAGUACAUGGCGCCGGGGAAGAUCAUGAUAUUGCGGUUGUGAAGCUGACAGCCCCGCUCCAAUUCUCUUCUGCUGCCAGCAAGAUCAGCCUCCCCAACGACAACCAGCAAUUCUCGCAGCAUAACGGCGUUGUCACUGGAUGGGGAGCGCAUCUUGAUCCGAAUAACAAUGUGGUUGAUGAGGUGAGCCCGACGCUGCAGUUUGCUAUCGUUCCGUUGUACUCACUCGCCGAUUGUCA